Messenger RNA from Chroicocephalus ridibundus (black-headed gull), 2192 nucleotides. RefSeq names its product adaptor related protein complex 1 subunit sigma 3 (gene AP1S3). Gene Ontology annotation, molecular function: clathrin-cargo adaptor activity. Gene Ontology annotation, biological process: intracellular protein transport; vesicle-mediated transport. NCBI's taxonomy places the organism in Eukaryota, Metazoa, Chordata, Aves, Charadriiformes, Laridae. The transcript is spliced from 5 exons. Bases 221 to 685 code for a protein of 154 amino acids. Gene Ontology annotation, cellular component: intracellular membrane-bounded organelle; membrane coat; AP-1 adaptor complex. The record is from RefSeq and is a predicted model, not a curated record.
CCCCCUCCCCCCUCACCGGCCCGCGGUCCUGCUCCGCGGCCCCGGCCCCGGCCGGGGAGGAGGCGCCCGGGGAGUUCCCUUUCGGGGCAUUGUGGGAAGGCGCGGUGCGGCCGAGGCCUCACCUGCCGCGGGGCGGGGAGCGGAGGCAGGCAGGGCGGGAGGGAGGCGGCCGGCAGCCAGCCGGGCCGGGCCGGGCCGGCUCCCAGCCUGCCGCCACGCCAUGAUACACUUCAUACUGCUCUUCAGUCGGCAGGGGAAAUUAAGGCUUCAGAAAUGGUACACGACGCUACCUGAUAAAGAGAAGAAAAAGAUCAUUCGAGAAAUUGUUCAGAUUAUUUUGUCUCGCAAUCAAAAAACAAGUAGUUUUGUUGACUGGAAAGACCUCAAGCUUGUUUACAAAAGGUAUGCUAGUUUGUAUUUCUGUUGUGCAAUAGAAGACCAGGAUAACGAGCUCCUGACACUAGAGGUCGUUCAUCGAUACGUAGAGCUUCUGGACAGAUACUUUGGAAACGUGUGUGAGCUGGAUAUCAUCUUUAAUUUUGAAAAAGCUUAUUUUAUUCUUGAUGAGUUUAUAAUUGGUGGAGAAGUACAAGAAACUUCAAAGAGGUCUGCAGUGAAAGCCAUGGAAGACUCUGACAUGUUGCAGGAGACAGUAGAAGAGUACAUGAACAAGCCUGCAUUUUAACAUUAAAACUACCUGGAGAGGACCUGCUCUAUGCACCUGUAAAAUGCACUUCCUGAAAUUGCUUCCCAAUGUGCCAGAUCCUCAGAGAAAUACCAAAAACCAAUGACUAAAGGGGUUUGUUUGUAUAAUGGUGAAGAUGAAGGUCAGCUAAUGUAGCACAGGGUUUAACAAUUCUGUAUUUGCAUUACUCUGCAAAUGAGUUUCUCAGAAUUGUUAUUACCCUUGAUCUAGUUUCUCUUUUCAUUGCUGGACUAAACACUUGUUUUGUAUCAUGUCUUUUAGCUAUGGGUUUUGCCAUCAUUAAAUGUUACUCUGACAGUACUUUGAAGAGGUAUUUUUACUAGUUUUGGUCCACUGCUGACCGUAUGACUCUACUUUUGUACAAAUGUCCAUUAUUUUGAAUGUAAUGAUUAUUCUGCUCUAAUAAUAAUUUUUUUUCUAAAAGCCAAAUUGUUGUGGGCCCUGUUUUCACAAGCUUCUUCUGAAAAGAUUAAUCCGUCUAGUUUAAGAAGUAUGUGUCCCUUUCUUUCACUAUUUUCUGUCUAUUUUCGGCUCUAGUCUGCUAAUAAGACUGCUCCAACUGCUAUUAGAGCACGCUCCACACCUCCCUUUAAUCUGGAAGACUGUGCUGACUCGAGGUAGGCUUCUCCCAGGUUUAAUGAAUCCUUGUCGCUGCUGCAUGCGGAUGGCCUGUUUCUGCCUUUCUCCUCAUUUUCCUAUCCCCUUCCUAGAUCCCCUGGACCUGGACAAAGGCUCCAGCCCUUGGAAGUGUGCAGCUUGACAGCAAGAGAUAUCUUGAAGAGAAGAAAUUAGUCUUUGGGAUUUUAGGGUGAAGGUCAUCUCAUCCAUCUUUUGACUCUUUAUACACCGAUAACCAUCUUUCCCAGCAGAGUUUUCCUGUCUGCAAUUCACACACCUAUGGGGAUGAUCAGCUUUCUAGUAGUUGAGCAUGACCCAUUUUUGUGAAGGCUGGACAAUUUAAUCAACCUUUUAUAACUUUGCAACCUGCACAAAGGGAAAAGGGGUAAGGUAGUAGAGACGAGAAGAAUCAGCUGGGCUAGGCAUCUUGCUGUGUGUUAUAAAACGCUGUAGCUGUGUGUUAACUCGCCUGUCUUUCUGCAAUUUGGACUCUAUGAACUGUUUGAACUGGCUUCCUUAGAGAGAUUAUUUCCUCCCUUAACAGAAUUCAAAGCUUAGAGAAAUUCUGUUCAUCUUAGCCCAUAACUCGUAGCUACAUGUUUUGUCUCUGUCAAAUCAUGAAAUCAUCCCAUACAAAAACUUACUUACUGCAGGGGGUUGGACUAGAUGACCUUUAAAGCUCCCUUCCAACCCAACACAUUCUGUGACUCUAUGACAAAAAUUAGGUAAGUUAUCAGACAAAUAUGCCAGAACGAUCCAAGCAUUGAUUCACAUUUCCCUUAUUUUCUUUUAUUUCUGGGAUGUACAGUCAGUAUUUUCCUUCAGGGAUUUUUCUAAUCUUUAAAUGUCCUGCAUACUUAUUGUAUUA